This is a messenger RNA of Rodentolepis nana, 438 nucleotides long. Lineage: Eukaryota; Metazoa; Platyhelminthes; Cestoda; Cyclophyllidea; Hymenolepididae. The record is from the annotation of a GenBank genome assembly.
AUGAACGCAAGUCCCGUGAGUAGACGACCGUACCAUCUUCCUCUACCUCAUCACACUCCCAAGGUGGAGAGGAUGUCUUCGUCAAGAUGUCUCCUCUUAGUUUCCGACAUAGCUUGGACUACUUUUCUAAUUCUCCUCCUACCUGCCUUCUGCAUAUCCUACUGCAUUCGACAAAUCGGCCUCCUUCUUGCCCAACAUCGACGAUCUAGCCUAGUUGAAACCCUGUCUUCCCUCUCACUACAUUACCUUCAUGGUGAAGAUGCAGGAAGGAACAUUGUGGUAGUCAUCUAUCUUGGUGCCCCUGGGAUUAAGAUUGCUGCAUUGAAGAAACUUCUGGUCAAGCGUAUUUUCUCCACUCCGCGCACACCGAGUGGCACUCACCAACGACGAAAUUGUGGAUCUAAGGGUAUGGAGAGGUGGUUUGCUGAACGACUUUAG